CGGCAGCGCGCGGCUGAGGGUGCCCCGUCCCGGGCCGCCGCCAUGGCUGCGCCGCCGGCCGCCGUGCUCUGCCUCUUCGACGUGGACGGCACCCUCACCGCCCCGCGGCAGAGGAUCACGGCGGAGAUGGCCGCCUUCCUGCAGCAGCUCCGGAGGAAGGUGCGGGUGGGCGUCGUGGGCGGCUCCGACUUCGAGAAGAUCCAGGAGCAGCUGGGCGAUGACGUGGUUGAAAAAUUUGACUACGUUUUUCCAGAAAACGGUCUUGUAGCGUACAAAGAUGGGAAAUUCUUGAGCAAGCAGAACAUUCAGGGUCACCUGGGCGAGGACAUACUUCAAGAUCUAAUCAACUACUGCCUGAGUUAUAUUGCAAAGAUCAAGCUGCCAAAGAAAAGGGGCACUUUUAUUGAGUUCCGAAAUGGGAUGCUAAAUGUGUCCCCCAUUGGAAGAAGCUGCAGCCAGGAAGAACGAGUUGAGUUCUAUGAACUUGAUAAAAAGGAACAUAUACGAGAGAAAUUUGUAGCUGAUUUACGAAGAGAAUUUGCAGGAAAAGGCCUCACAUUUUCUAUAGGAGGCCAGAUAAGCUUCGAUGUGUUCCCGGAUGGCUGGGAUAAGCGGUACUGCUUAGGAAUCGUUGCCAAUGAUGGAUACAAGACUAUUCAUUUCUUUGGAGACAAGACUAUGCCAGGAGGGAACGACUAUGAAAUUUUCACAGACUCCAGAACAGAAGGCCACAGCGUCACAUCCCCAGAGGAUACAAGAAGAAUCUGUGAAGAGCUAUUUUUUAAAUAGGAGACUUUCAGAAUUCACACUUACAAAACGGUUAAGACAGCUUAGUAACUCAAAACAUCUCCCUUCACUCUGUGUUGUUUUUUGUCAUUGGUCAGUCAUUACAGAAGGGAAGCUGCUAUUUAAAAGAUGAACAUUUCAGGACGUUUUUGUAAAAUACUACUUUAUGCCAUAAAGACAUGAAUUAUAAGACAGUUGGGAUUUCCUUGUUUAAAAACUGGAAGAUGAGUAAGAGAGAUGGGUUUUAUUUCUUUCUGGGGGUGGGAGGGUAGAACUGAGCCAGAAGCCCCCGACCUCACACAUGUUCCAGUGCACGGUCACACGGUGUGUUGAGUCCACCACCAACACCACCACUGGAAAGGCUGGACCAACUGGUGCUAAAGUUACCUCCUCGGUACGGUUGUGGUGCCAAUGCACAGUACGGUUCACGGUACCUACACUUUUUGCAGACUGUUUUUAAAUCUAAAAAAUAAACAAAUUAUAAAAAAUUAAUCAAAACAACUUGAGCAUAGUAGCAAAAUGUAUUUCUGUCACUAAUUACACCUCUGAUUUCCUGGGAGGAGGUUAAGGGUAGAUGAAAUUUCAGUACUAAGAAAAAUGAUGUAAACUAUGUUUCUAUUAAAAUUCAAGUUGAAGCAUGACAAUCAGCAUAACUGUUAAUAUUACUUUUCUCAUCUGGCAUUAGGAAAGUAAUAUUGUGUAGGAACAGUUUAAUUUAGUACAGGAGAAUAAAUUCUCAUUUUAUCAUGAAAAAUCACUUUUUUAAGUUGUCAUUUUGGCAAAUAAAAUAAGUAAAGCAGA
Molecule: messenger RNA, 1587 nt
Organism: Calidris pugnax (ruff)
Lineage: Eukaryota; Metazoa; Chordata; Aves; Charadriiformes; Scolopacidae
Gene: PMM2
Product: phosphomannomutase 2
Exons: 8
Coding region: 43-789 (248 amino acids)
Biological process (GO): GDP-mannose biosynthetic process; protein N-linked glycosylation; mannose metabolic process
Cellular component (GO): cytosol
Molecular function (GO): phosphomannomutase activity
Source: RefSeq, a predicted model, not a curated record